AUGUCGGCCACGAAAUAUUCCCAUCCAUUUCUGAAUGGCUUAAAGCCGCUUCCGGAAGGUUAUGAUGACGAGCUGCAGCAAAUACGAGAAUGGAUGAAAAGUCAAUCACAUUUGCCAUACAUAUCCGACGAGUAUGUGUUUCUGUUUCUGCAUUCAAAUUACUACAAGGUGAAAGAGACGAAAGACACCAUAGAAUGCUACUUUACUUUGAGGAACAGUUCGCCUGAUCUAUUUUCCAAUCGUGAUCCUUUGUUGCCGAAGAACAAAACUAUAUUGGAUAUAACACAUAUGAUAGCUCUUCCCAAGUUAUCGCCCGAGGGUUACCAUAUUCUACUUUACCGCCUCUCAGAUACGGACUACAGCAAGUUGAACUUCGCCGAUGCUGUGCGCGUGUUCUGCAUGUUUAAUGACGUUAAACUGUCCGAGGAUCGGCUCUCCGAGGGCUACAUUGUCAUCUUCGAUAUGAGAGGCUGCAGUUUGGGACAUUUGACUAGAGUCACGCUGCCCGCGUUGAGAACGUUUAUGCAAUACAUUCAGAGCGCGCACCCAUGUCGUCUAAAGAAGAUCCACGUGGUGCACACGGUGUCCUUUAUCAACCAGGUCAUGUGUCUCGUCAAACCUCUCAUACACUCCAAUCUCUUGAACCUCCUCCACUUCUCUUCGGAAGGGCCAGAAUCAGCAGUCGAUCUGGAAUGCCUGCCAGAAGACUAUGGUGGUCCACAACCGCCUGUAAAACAAUUACAUGAAGAACAACGGAAGAACAUGGAAAACAAUUACCGGGAUUGGUUGAUCGAGUCGGAAAUUUUUAAAGUCGAUGAGAAGAAGCGUAUCAAAAAGCCAAGCAAGGGCAUGUUCGCCAGUUUUACGAGUAGCUUUAAGAGUUUAGACAUCGACUGAUCCGUUUUUCUUCUGUAUUUACUUCUAUUUCUCUACAUUGGUCUUUAACUGUUUUUUUUUAUAAUCUUGACUGACUUCAAUAAUAUUUUGCGUUAUUUCAGCUUCGUGCAUGUAUAAUAUCGUAAUCAACUGUCCGUAAAUUUACUUCGUAUACUGUUUUCUUAUUAUUUAUUAUUUUUAAAUUUCGUUAUUGUACUUGGUAUUAUUGAAAGGAUGUUGAAUAUUCAUUGAUACAUUGACAAUGACAAUCACGUUAUUAUUAUUUAAAAAACAAGUACGAUUUUAAAUCGCUUUUAUAUUUAAAUUAUCAUGUUGCUCAACUAUAAAUAUAAUGUAAAUAUAAAAUGCUGUAAAUAUUAUAUUUUAGAGUUUGUUAUUCUUGUUACUGACACGAGAUCGAAUCUCGGAAAUAAUAAAAAUGCAAUAACUGGGGUAUAUCACGUAUUCUUAUAGAGGAAUUUUGUAAAUGAUUAAAUACUCCCGUCAUUAAAAAUGAUAUUGAAUCUGAAAAUACAUUUAAAUUUUAGCUGCGUUUGUUGAACAUUUAACAAUAAUAAUUUUUACAUGACUUAAAAUGCAAUUGAAAAUAUAGUUUUUUCAUGCGUUAAUACUUCAAUUUUAAUCUGCAAUAUGAUACAAUUAUUAAAAUAAACAUGCUUCAUCUACAAAUUUCUAAAA
Messenger RNA from Melitaea cinxia (Glanville fritillary), 1575 nucleotides. Its product is annotated as clavesin-1-like. The record is from RefSeq and is a predicted model, not a curated record. The coding region runs from base 1 to 897 and encodes 298 amino acids. Gene Ontology annotation, cellular component: membrane. Gene Ontology annotation, molecular function: phosphatidylinositol bisphosphate binding. Lineage: Eukaryota; Metazoa; Arthropoda; Insecta; Lepidoptera; Nymphalidae. The transcript is spliced from 4 exons.